AUGGCAUUGAUAUUCAACCCUGGCAAGAUUGUUGCUCGCAACAUCGACCCCACACAAGUCCACCCCGAGAUACUUCGCAUUGUCAUGCGCAUUUUGGACCUUCAUCUCAACGCUUUUGAGUCCACCAUCGCCGUCUCGGGAAAUGAUUACACUGCCUUCGGCGAAGAAGGCCGGCUGUUCAUGGCUAUGCAGAUGGGGCGUGUCCUUCGUAAAAGUGUCAUGUGGGUAAAGGACGGCAUCGACACAAACAGCAACAGAUGGCUUCUUGGCCCAUGUGAUAGGUUCAUCACCGGGCCACACAUGAUCGUCUCAGUCAAUGGCAUCGCCGUCGUUGUUCGAAGACCGCCGCCCCAAUUUCUCGAGGAAGCGGCUGAAGCGACAACGCACCGCGUCAACACUCCCGAGCGGGAGAUCAAGGUACCUCGCCCGCCCAACGCCUUCAUUCUCUACCGCAAGGAUCGCCAAGCGCAUGUCAAGCAGAUGGAUCCUCAGAUUCAGAACAAAGGCAUCUCGCAGCUUCUGGGUAAAGCCUGGAAUGCUGAGUCCCAUGAGGUUCGGGAAAAAUACAGGGCACUCGCAAAAGCGUACAAAGAGCGCCAUAACAAACUGCACCCGGACUAUCGCUACACUCCGCGCAAACCAUCAGAGAAGCGUGGUGGUAACCGAAGGAGCGUGUCAACCCAAUCUGCUCGAUCGGUCGACUCAUCACCGAGGUGA
Colletotrichum graminicola M1.001 is the source of this 717-nucleotide messenger RNA. RefSeq names its product mating type protein mat1-2-1. The record is from RefSeq and is a predicted model, not a curated record. Gene Ontology annotation, molecular function: RNA polymerase II cis-regulatory region sequence-specific DNA binding; DNA-binding transcription factor activity, RNA polymerase II-specific. Lineage: Eukaryota; Fungi; Ascomycota; Sordariomycetes; Glomerellales; Glomerellaceae. Gene Ontology annotation, biological process: anatomical structure morphogenesis; cell differentiation; negative regulation of transcription by RNA polymerase II. The transcript has 3 exons. The coding region runs from base 1 to 717 and encodes 238 amino acids.